This is a messenger RNA of Cavia porcellus (domestic guinea pig), 1452 nucleotides long. Its product is annotated as DDB1- and CUL4-associated factor 12-like protein 2. Gene Ontology annotation, molecular function: protein binding. Gene Ontology annotation, cellular component: Cul4-RING E3 ubiquitin ligase complex. The record is from RefSeq and is a predicted model, not a curated record. Bases 1 to 1452 code for a protein of 483 amino acids. The transcript has a single exon. NCBI's taxonomy places the organism in Eukaryota, Metazoa, Chordata, Mammalia, Rodentia, Caviidae.
AUGGCCACCUGUCUUGGCGCCAGCGAUCAACCCAGCCUCGGCAGAGGCAGCAGAGACUCGAGCUUCAGGAGUGUCACGGUGCCACAGCAAGAAGGUUUCAGGACGGAGAGAGGGGUCCCCCGGAGCUGGACCCAGGCGGGCCCCUCGGGCAGGUCCUCACACACCUUGCGCCUCCAGGAGCAGGAGCAGGCGGGGAGUCGCUCGUUGGUGCACUAUCUGCAGCACCGCGCCCUGGGCAUGCGGGGCCGCCCCAGUCUCCAGGGCGUCAGGGGCCAAAUGGGCUGCAGGUUAGCGUCCCAACUGCCAGAGCUGCUGACCGAACGCCGGCUGCACCUGGGCGCAGUGGACAAGGUGUUCUCGUCGCAGUGGCUGAAUGACCGCCAAGUGGUGUGUGGCACCAAGUGCAACACCCUCUUCAUGGUGGAUGUGCACUCCGACCACGUCACUCCCAUCCCCCUGCUGCAGGACAGGCGGCCCAGAUGGUACCGGGUACACCCUGCCUCUGGCAUCCGCGCCAUCGAGCUGAAUCCCUCCAAGACGCUACUGGCCACGGGGGGCGAAAAUUCCAACAGCCUCGCAGUCUAUCAGCUGCCCAUGCUAGACCCCGUGUGCGUGGGCGACCGCCGUGGCCACAGGGACUCCAUCACCUCCAUGGCGUGGAUCAGUGACGCCGCGGUCGUGAGUGGCUCUUGGGACGGCUCCUUGGCAGUAUGGGAAGUGGAUCCUGACAGGCUGACUGGCAGCACGGCUUGCAGCAGUGAAGCGAAGGUCCCACCAUAUGCCCAUAUCCGUCCAAGGAACAAAGAGCUCAUCCCUGGAUCCAGCAUCCACUAUGGCAACUCCAAGGUGCAAGCCGUGGCUUUCGGUGGUAAGAGACAGGAGCUGGCAGCAGUGUCCCUGGAUGGCUACUUCCACCUGUGGAAAGCCCAGAGCACCCUGACCAGGCUGCAGUCUUUUAGCCUGCCCUUUGACCAAGAAAACACGUGCCUCAGCUACUCGGAGGAAUUGUCCCUUUAUGCCGUGGGCUCCCAGUCACACGUCUGCUUAUUGGAUCUGCGCAAAGGCCACCCCAAUAUCGGGGUCAGGCCCGUGUGCAACAUAGAGGAUGGCAUUGGUGUGUGCUCCAUGAGCUUCCAUCAGCAUAUCAUUACCAUGGGCACGGGCCACAGCUGCCUGAUAUUCUUUGACAUCCGCAAACGCAGGUUCCUGGAAGAGAUGUCUGCGACCAGCCCAGAGUCCCUUUUUGAGCCCACAGGCAGGAAGCUCAGACUCUCCUGUAGCAAACACUGGGCCGACCAGGAUGACCACUGGAUGAAUUAUUACCCCAGUAUCCAGGACAUCCCUUACGGGAUCUACACCCACUGCUACAACUGGCCUGAAAUGAAGCUGUUCAUGGGAGGAGGGCCUCUGGCCUCAGAACUGCGUGGGAGCUAUGCAGGCCUCUGGAGCUAA